Molecule: messenger RNA, 1587 nt
Organism: Staurois parvus
Lineage: Eukaryota; Metazoa; Chordata; Amphibia; Anura; Ranidae
Source: the annotation of a GenBank genome assembly
AUGCCAAAUGAACUCCCUCCUGUGAAAGAACAAUGUCAGUCUUCAGAGCCGGCCGAGUACCCGAGCAGCCCGGCACUUCCUGGACCGUCUUCUAGUUCUGCCCAUACUUCCUCUGCCCGUCCCGGAGAUGUGGGACCUCAUAGACAACAUGGCCUACUGCAUAUCGACCGCAAGCAGAUCCAGGCCGUGGACUCAGCUGAUCAGGCUUCGGAGUUGCAGGGAUUGGGCUUGGCGGUGUACGAUCAGGAUGUCCUGGAGCGCGGAGUCCUCCAGCAAGUGGAUGAGGCCAUUAAUGAAGCCUCUCGGGCUGCACAGAUUGCUGAAGCAGAAAAAGAAAAACAAGAUCUUUUGGAUGAGUUACGUUCCUGUGUCACCUCCUUGCGCCAAAUCGACAAGAUCAUUGAACAGCUUGCUCCACAAGCUGCAGUCUCCAAAGAAAUUGCUCGAAAACUGGAGUCUGUAAAACGACAAAAACAUAAUAAAGAUCAGCAACUGAAGAAGAUUAAAGCUAAACAGAGACGCCUGGCUGCCGUGUUGGGAGAGAAUCAAGAGGAGAUGGAUGUAGAGCAAGAUAGUUUAGGCGAUACAGAAGAUGUGUUGACCACCUCAUUGGGUAGUAUGUUGAUGCCUUGCCAAGAUAGCGAGUGGGAAGAUCUUAUCCGUACUGGACAGAUGACCCCAUUUGGCACAAAAGUUAUCCCAAAAGAAGAUCGCAAACCAAGACGCCUGAUGCUCAAUGAGGCUUCAGACUUUGAAAAGUACCUUGCUGAUCAAGCACAGAUGGCGGCUCAUAGAAAACGUAAAUUUACUCCCAAAAAAGAGAAAAAGAAACCAGUAGUACAAGAAGACCCCACAAAAGUAAAUAAAGCAAAUAAACAUAUUAGCAUUCCAAAUGCUGAGAAGAGAUUGAAAAAGAAGAUUAGGAAAUUGCAGAAAAAAGCUUUUCAGACUCAAUUCAGGACAGGAGUUCUGCGUAAAAAACGUUAUAUCCCUGAAGGAGAUAGCCAAGGAGAUGAUAGUGAGGGAUCUGUUUGCACAUCUGCGAUUAAAGAGGAGAGCUUUGAUGAGGAUGAUGAGGAAUGGGUGCAGGAUAGCCCAGGCUCUGAUUACGAGUUGAAACCUCUGCCUCGGAAAGCAAUUACCAAAAGACUUCCGCAUCCAGUUUUAGAUCCAGAGUUUCUUCCAAGUUCUGAUGAAGAAGAGACCAACAGGGGAAAGGAUAGACGGUGUAGAGAUGAUGGAAAUUUCAAGUACUACAAGCAUCGACUUCGACAGUGGCAAAAGCAGCUAUCUAAAGAGGCAGAGCAGCGUAUAACAGCUGAUGAGUCAGAGGACAGUGAUGUGGAGUUUGAUGAAGGUUUUCAAAUACCUGGAGUUCUGUGGAAGAAGUUGUACAAGUACCAGCAGACAGGUGUUCGGUGGCUCUGGGAACUGCAUUGCCAGCAGGCAGGAGGCAUUCUGGGAGAUGAGAUGGGAUUGGGCAAAACGAUCCAGAUAAUUGCUUUUCUGGCAGGCCUAAGCUCCAGCCGGAUAAGGACGCGAGGCUCUGAUUACAGAUAUGAAGGUCUGGGUCCCAGUAUUAUUGUG